AAUAAAAUAAAAGAAUGUGUUUGCGGAAUCCCCAAGCCAAGAUUCUCUUUUUUAUCUCUCUCUAGUCUCUAUCCAUUUCCUACCCCAAACAUUUUGGAAAAAAUUCACCCUUACACGAUGAGGAUGAGAGAGAAACACAAUCCCUUUUAAUCCAACAUAUGUUGGCAACCAUUUUAUCUGCUUGCGCUGUUUGUGGGUGCGUUUUUGACAGUAUCCACUUUCCUCGUUUUCCAAAGGGGAAAAAAGCGAGCUAAAAUCGUUACUUUAAAUUUCAAGAAACCGACCCACAAAGAGAAGAAUAAUAAAGAUUUGCUCUUUCCCCACUUCCUAAAUUUGGAGAAACAGUGGGGAAAAAGAAAGAGAGACAGUUGAGAUGGGAAUCAUCUAUGAAGAUGCAGUUGUGAUUAAAGAAGCUGAAGGGGAUUGUGAGCACACUGUGAUCACUGUGAAUUGCCCAGAUAAAACUGGGCUUGGUUGUGAUCUGUGUAGAAUUAUAUUACUUUUUGGGAUUAGCAUUGCUAGAGGAGACGUUUCUACGGAUGGUAAAUGGUGUUACUUGGUUUUCUGGGUUGUUGGUAAGCCCACGACUAGGUGGAACCUCUUGAAGAAUAGGCUGCUUGAGGUUUGCCCUACUUGUACUCCAUCAGCAUCCGGGAUAUUCUACUAUAUCCCGGAAUUUCAGCAGCCAAGACCCCCGGAGGUUUUCCUGCUCAAGUUUUGGUGCUCUUAUGACCGGAAAGGCCUUUUACAUGAUGUCACUGAGGUUCUCUGUAAGCUGGAGCUAACAAUAAAAAGAGUCAAAGUUUACACGGCACCUGAUGGAAGAGUGAUGGACCUCUUCUUUGUCACAGAUACGAGGGAACUACUUCGUACAAAUACAAGGCGGGAUGAAACGAUCAAGUGCCUAACGGUUGUACUAGGCGAUGCCAUGAUGAGUUGUGAUAUCGAGUUGGCUGCUCCGGAAGUUGCUUCGUGCUUGCAGUCAUUCCUUCCAUCUUCGGUUUCGGAAAACAUCUCGAGUCCAGCUCUUUCUGGCGAACAUUCGGCCGGGAUACUGGCCUCCGAUUCUGUAUCCAUCGCGUUUGAUAACUCCCUCAGCCCUUCUCACACCCUGGUUCAGAUCUUCUGCCAGGAUCACAAGGGCCUCAUUUAUGAUAUCAUGAGAACACUCAAAGAUUACAACAUCCAGAUCUCCUACGGCCGUUUCUUCGCGAAUCCCAAAGGGAACUGCGAGAUGGACUUGUUCCUAAUGCAUGCCGAUGGUAAGAAGAUAACAGACACGCACAAGAAGAACGCCCUGAGCUCUCGACUGGAAAUGGAGCUCGUCCACCCUCUUCGAGUAGACGUUGUGAGCAGGGGUCCCGAGACCGAGCUGCUGGUGGUCAACCCUGUCGAGCUGUCAGGCAGGGGCCGGCCUCUCGUGUUCUACGACAUCACCCUCGCCCUCAAGAAUCUCAACAUAAGCAUAUUUUCAGUCGAGAUAGGUAGACAUAGAAUCAACGAUCGGGAAUGGGAAGUGUACAGGAUCCUGCUCGACGAAUGCGACUGUUUAUCCGCCACUCGAGACGAGAUCAAAGAAUGUGUGAGGAAGAAGCUGAUGGGUUGGGAAUGAUUAAGGUAGUUUGGACUUUGAUUUUCUCAGGCCAUUUACUGUAUAGAAUGUGGUGCAAGUGUUUGUUGAAAUUUCCUCUUUGUAUCAUCUACCAACCUCAUGCUGGGGAUAGAAACUUGUGUAAAUUAUUAUUCAAAGCAUCGUGUAAAUGAGUAACUUCAUUUUUUCAUCA
This is a messenger RNA of Salvia miltiorrhiza (redroot sage), 1784 nucleotides long. RefSeq names its product ACT domain-containing protein ACR10-like. The record is from RefSeq and is a predicted model, not a curated record. Bases 374 to 1612 code for a protein of 412 amino acids. The transcript is spliced from 6 exons. NCBI's taxonomy places the organism in Eukaryota, Viridiplantae, Streptophyta, Magnoliopsida, Lamiales, Lamiaceae.